This is a messenger RNA of Geodia barretti, 190 nucleotides long. The record is from the annotation of a GenBank genome assembly. Lineage: Eukaryota; Metazoa; Porifera; Demospongiae; Tetractinellida; Geodiidae.
UGAAUAACAUCAGUGAAAAAUAUUCAGAUGAAAAUCGGUCUGUGAAUCCUACUGAUGUAUCUGGCUAAUGUGGGUAUUGAGGCGAACACAUUGUACUGUUUAUGUAUACUGGUGGUGUGAUGUCAUUGACCAGGAAAAUGGAUUAGUUUCAGAGGGUCUCAUUGAGCCCAGGGUAUGGUUCACCUCUCUG